AUGCCUGCAUGUCUGCUCGCCAGGAUUGGGAGGGGCGCCAACUCUGUGUGCAGCGACCGUACAAACAGUGGCCAAUCACUAGGCCAGGAUUGGGAGGUGCGGCCGUACAACUUUGUGUGCAGUUCGCCAGGAUUGGGAGGUGCGCCGUAUAACUCUGUGUGCAGCGAUCGUACAAACAAAAAGAGGUGCGGCCGUACAACUCUGUGUGCAGCGACCGUACAGUGGCGCCAACUCUGUGUGCAGCGACCGUACAAACAGUGGCCAAUCACUAGAACCUCGGGACAAGCCUUGUGGGACACGUCAUCGCAUGCCUGCACGCCAGGACUGGGAGAUGCCAGGAUUGGGAGGUGCGGCCGUACAACUUUGUGUGCAGUUCGCCAGGAUUGGGAGGUGCGCCGUAUAACUCUGUGUGCAGCGAUCGUACAAGCAGGUGCGGCCUUACAACUCUGUGUGCAGCGACUGUACAAACAGUGA
Rodentolepis nana is the source of this 474-nucleotide messenger RNA. Lineage: Eukaryota; Metazoa; Platyhelminthes; Cestoda; Cyclophyllidea; Hymenolepididae. The record is from the annotation of a GenBank genome assembly.